UUACGUCACAGUCUCAUUGUAGUUGUCCAGCUCGACACAAAGCUAACAGCUAACAGCUCAGAAGAUCAAGGAGAAGCUAACAGAUCAUAGGAACCAGCUAACAGCUCAGAAGAUCAAGGAGAAGCUAACAGAUCAUAGGAACCAGCUAACAGCUAACAGAUGAGAAAAACAAGGAGAAGCUAACAGCUAACAGACGAUAUCGUCAGGCUGACGCUAACAUCAGUGUUUGUCUCCGUUAUCUCGGGUUAGCUCUCGUUAACCCGGGUGACCGGUUCCCCUCCUAGCUGUGUUACAAUGUCCCAGCUAACCGUCCAGUGUUAUUAAUGGUAGCCGCGUUAGCCGGACUCCAACUGCUAGUUUGUGGUCAAUUGAUUUGUAUAGAAGAAGCAGGCUAGCCAAAGAGCUAGCCUCUGUUUAUUUAAUCUAGCUAGCUGCUGGCUGUAGUAGUUAGCUAACCCGUUACUCAGUCCAGUUAAUUUAAGCUUCAGUCCGGGUUUUGAUCAUGUAUCGGAUUGUUUUGUCCAUCGAGCACGUUCCCAAAGCGAAAUGUUGUUGAAACAGUCCAGUACUUUUAGCUAGCAGAGCUAGCGUUAGCUGUUAGCCAGCAGGAAUCAGUUGUCUUUGUUUCCAUCGGCAGCUGAUGGUUUAUGAUGUGAGCGCAGGUCAGCGCUGUUAGCUUAGUUAGCUCGUAGAUGAUAGACAGGACAGUCAGUUCAAUGAUCUAGUGUUUGUGUGUUUAACCAGCGAACACUGGUCUGAGAGCAGCUUUAGUGACACUUCAGAGGAGUUUGAGGCUGACAUGCAACUGUAGGUUCACUGAUCAUCACCACGAUCCGACCCGACAUCAAGUGGAACCAUCGGAGGCAACAUGGCCCUCAGAUCAGCGGGGGUCGUCUACCUGCUCAUACUGUCAGGAUGCAUUGCUGCCUCUCAGAGGAGCGACAACGUCUAUGUAUCAGGAAUUUCCAAUGCCUGCAGCGACGUGGCCGAGCUCCUGCGGGCAUCCAGUGGCAUCAUCACCAGCCCUGGUUGGCCCUUCCAGUAUCCAGCCAGACUGAACUGUAGUUGGAACAUCAGAGCUCGACCUGGAGACACCAUCACCAUCAGUUUCCAGGACUUUGACCUGCAGGGUUCCCAUCGUUGCUCGUCGGACUGGAUGUCCAUCAGCAGCUAUAGGAGCCUGGAUGGACUGAGGGUUUGUGGUUCCUCACUGCCCCCACCCUACAUGUCAUCCCAGGACCAUGUCUGGAUCCACUUCCAUUCUGAUGACAGUCUGACAGGAAAAGGCUUCAGACUGUCCUACAUCACUGGUAAACCAGAGGCAUCCAGCUGUGAUGUGGACCAGUUCCACUGCUCUAACGGGAAGUGCAUCCCAGACUGGUGGCGCUGUAACUCCAUGGAUGAGUGUGGUGACAACUCAGACGAGGAGCUGUGUGUGGACUCGCCCUUCUCCUUCCAGCCCUGCAGCCUCAACCAGUUCCCUUGCCUGUCCCGCUACACUCGCAUCUACACCUGCCUGCCCCACAGUCUGCGCUGCGACGGCAGCAUUGACUGUCAGGACCUCGGUGAUGAGAUCGAUUGUGACGUUCCCACCUGUGGAGAAUGGUUGAGGAACUUCUACGGCUCCUUCAGUUCUCCAAACUACCCUGACUUUUAUCCUCCAGGGAGUAAUUGCACCUGGCUGAUCGACACCGGAGACCACAGGAAGGUCAUUCUGAGGUUCACAGACUUUAAACUCGAUGGAACAGGUUAUGGAGACUAUGUGAAAGUCUACGACGGUCUCGAGGAGAACCCUCGCCGUCUCCUCAGGGUGUUGACUGCCUUCGACUCCAGAGCGCCGGUGGCUGUGGUUUCAUCUUCCGGUCAGCUACGAGUUCACUUCUAUGCUGAUAAGAUUAACGCUGCCCGAGGGUUCAACGUCACGUACCAGGUGGACGGGUUCUGCCUGCCCUGGGAGGUUCCCUGUGGGGGGAACUGGGGCUGUUACACAGAGCAGCAGCGCUGCGAUGGCUACUGGCACUGUCCCAACGGUCGGGAUGAGCUGAACUGUUCUUCAUGUCAGGAGGACGAGUUCCCCUGUUCCAGAAACGGAGCAUGUUACCCUCGAUCAGACCGUUGCAACUACCAAAACCGCUGCCCCAACGGUUCUGAUGAAAAGAACUGCUUUUUCUGUCAGCCUGGGAACUUCCACUGCAAGAAUAACCGCUGCGUGUUUGAGUCGUGGGUUUGCGAUGCUCAGGACGACUGUGGAGACGGCAGUGACGAGGAGAGCUGUCCCGUCAUCGUUCCCACCAGAGUCAUCACGGCUGCCGUCAUCGGCAGCCUCAUCUGCGGCCUCCUCCUGGUCAUCGCCCUCGGCUGCACCUGCAAACUCUACUCACUUCGCAUGUUUGAACGCAGGUCUUUUGAGACUCAGUUGUCCAGAGUUGAGGCGGAGCUACUGAGGAGGGAAGCCCCACCCUCUUAUGGUCAGCUGAUUGCCCAGGGACUGAUCCCACCUGUGGAGGAUUUCCCAGUGUGCUCUGGGAGUCAGGCGUCUGUCCUUGAAAACCUUCGUCUGGCCGUCCGCUCUCAGCUUGGUUUCACCUCCCUCAGACUCCCUUCCUCCAGUCGUCAUAGCAAUCUCUGGCGCCGGCUCUUCACCUUCUCUCGCUCUCGGWGGUCAGGUUCUUUGGCUCUGGUCUCUGCUGACCUGGAGGACAGCGCAGGUACUGGUAGCACUGGGAGUUCUGGUUCAGACCUGCUGUCUCCGGACUCAGACGAUACAGACACAGAGGGUGAGCGAGGGAGGGAGAGAGGUGUGGGUGCGGUGGGCGGGCCUGUUGCCCCCCUUCCUCAGAAAACCCCCCCCUCCACUGCUGUUGAGGCAGUGGUAUCUGUGACAACGUCUGCGACGCCUAUGACCCCAAUACCGGGCAGAGAUAGGUGUCGUGACAGGCCCAGAGAAGCUCCGCCCCCUUCCAGCCCUGUCACAAUGGCAACCCCCAAUCCAGUUCCUGAAUGCCACAAUGAUACCUCAGAGAUACAGGCCCCGCCCACCUCUGCCCUACAGCGUCUGGCCCAGAACUUGCACCGUUUCGCUAGGAACCUGACCAGAAACAGUCAGAACCAGACCUGGACCAAUCACAGCCCACUUCGUCAGCUGGAGACAGGAAGACACGGGUCUGAAGCUCCUGAGCGACGUGGGAGCAGAGACGAGGAAGAAGAUGUGGAGCUUCUCAUCCCUGUGUCCGACUCUGACUCCUCAUCAUUGGUCAGCGAGGUCCAUCGACCGCUGCUGGAGCCACACCCCUCCUCCUCCUCCACAGGCCAUGCCCACCGCCAUCACCGAGGGCGGGAUGGCCCGUGUGAACACUGUGGGAUCGUCCACACAGCACAGAUCCCUGACGCCUGUCUGGAGGCCACAGGCAAGAUGGAGAGCAGUGACGACGAGCUGCUGCUGCUCUGCUAACAACCUGCGGGGGCUAACAUGCUAACUGACACAUAAAUACUACGAGUACUACCCAGACCCAUCAUCUAAAGUUAGCUUACAAGCUAACUGACAUGACUACUGCUAAUACAAACCUGUCCUUACACCUUCAGUAAGCUAACAUGCUAACAGAUUGGCGAACAGUAAAACUGACACAACACUUUAAAUUUUAGACGGCAAGCCAACAUGCUAACACUUCAGACUGGAUGACUACUAGCCAACACUUCAGACUGAGAAACCAGCCAUAAUCAUACCCCCAGCAUGUGUUAGCAUGUUAGUUGGACUAAAGGUGAGCGCUCAGCAGCCCUCCACUGAUAUGAACCAAUUAGAAACUGAGGGGAGUGAUGCCAUUAAUGGCAAUAACCCCACCCCUUUAUAUUCCCUUGUCCGUCCGUUAAAACACCCCACCCCCUUCCCAGCAGCUGGACGUCUCUAUGGUAUGGCUUACUCAAUAGACUUCCUGGUACGACUGUAAACUGAGUCCUGACAGAACAAACUGCUGGUUCCUGCUGAUGAGUCCAAGGAACCUCAUCUGCCUCUGAAAUGUGGAUGUGCAACAGUUUAAAUGGUCCUUCCUCCAUUUCCCCGCUGCGCUGUUUAAGAAAAUGAUGAGAGUAACGAGGAUCAUGUGACCAGUGGAGUUAGCCAAAUAAAAGCAGAGCAGUUAUAUAAAACGAAUGAAGUUCGAAGAACAUCGAGUUCCUUAAAGUUUGAUCGUCACAGAAUUUCAAGUCAAAAGUUCAAUCGUUCAUGUAGAAACCUGUCAACUGCACUGUAAUGU
Messenger RNA from Paralichthys olivaceus (Japanese flounder), 4250 nucleotides. RefSeq names its product low density lipoprotein receptor-related protein 12 (gene lrp12). The record is from RefSeq and is a predicted model, not a curated record. Gene Ontology annotation, molecular function: protein binding. Gene Ontology annotation, cellular component: plasma membrane. Lineage: Eukaryota; Metazoa; Chordata; Actinopteri; Pleuronectiformes; Paralichthyidae.